Messenger RNA from Dendrobium catenatum, 3821 nucleotides. Its product is annotated as serine/threonine-protein kinase Nek1. Bases 705 to 3578 code for a protein of 957 amino acids. The transcript is spliced from 14 exons. The record is from RefSeq and is a predicted model, not a curated record. Gene Ontology annotation, cellular component: cortical microtubule. NCBI's taxonomy places the organism in Eukaryota, Viridiplantae, Streptophyta, Magnoliopsida, Asparagales, Orchidaceae. Gene Ontology annotation, biological process: microtubule-based process; protein phosphorylation. Gene Ontology annotation, molecular function: ATP binding; protein kinase activity.
AAGGAGUUUUUUUUUUUUUCGAAGGAGUUUUAAAAGGAGGAAAAAGAGGUGUGGGCGAGGAGAAAGCUCCCUCGCUCCGGCGCGAGGGAGACUGGUAGAUGAAUAUCGGAAGGGGUAAGACAGGCUGAUUUAGCCGGCCUAUGGGGAUCUAGGAGAGUGGUGGUGAAGAGUUUAUAGGGCCCGCUACGGUUGAGUAGGAGACGGUGGUUCUGCGCGGAGAUCGGCGAUUCAGUCCUUUAGUCGUGGCAGCGGAAAAUAUUAGAAAAGUGUGGCGGUUGGACGAAAGCAAUGUGGGAUCGGAGAUGCUGAGGGAUUGGUUUCGUACUUGUUGAACUGAUGCCAGGAUGGUAGAGUUUAGUUGUUAUAGGUCAUUAGCGGCGGAAGGGGUCGAUCAGGUGGGCGUACUGACAUGUGGAGGACAGUCAGAGUGAAAAUAUAUUGUUGUGUUGUGUCAGUGGGGAUGGAUCUCCGUUUUUGAGGGGAGAAAUAAAGUAUCCAUCUAUUUCAAUAAAUAAAGAAGGGGAGAUCUUGCGAGAUGAGUUAAAGAGGCCUGGCGGAUAUUUUUGAAGGGAGUCAUUUUUAUCGAUGGUUGAGAGGGAUUGCUUGAAUGGUUUCAAUGAAUUAUAGGGUUGAAGCUUCAAUUCUAUAAACUUUUCAUAUCCAAGCGAAUCAAUUUUGAGAAUCUCUCUUUCUGGAGCUCAUCCAUGGAGUCUCGGAUGGAUCAGUAUGAGAUAAUGGAACAAAUUGGUCGAGGUGCUUUUGGAGCAGCCAUCCUUGUUAAUCACAAGCAGGAGAAAAAGAAGUACGUUUUGAAGAAGAUUCGGCUUGCUAGGCAGACUGAGAGAUGCCGGAGAUCAGCUCACCAAGAGAUGGCUAUCAUUGCACCACUUCAACACCCAUUCAUUGUCGAGUUUAAAGAAGCUUGGGUGGAGAAGGGUUGCUAUGUUUGUAUUGUUACGGGAUACUGUGAAGGAGGAGAUAUGGCUGAAUUGAUGAAGAAAUCAAAUGGGGCAUAUUUUCCAGAGGAGAAACUGCUAAAAUGGUUUGCUCAACUAUUACUAGCUGUUGAGUAUUUGCAUUCCAACCAUGUUCUACAUCGAGAUCUCAAGUGCUCUAAUAUUUUUCUCACGAGGGAUCAAGAUGUUCGUCUAGGGGAUUUUGGGCUAGCUAAGACUUUGAAGGCAGAUGAUUUGGCUUCUUCUGUUGUUGGUACUCCAAAUUACAUGUGCCCCGAGCUUCUUGCUGAUAUUCCCUAUGGAUUCAAAUCGGAUAUCUGGUCCCUGGGUUGCUGUAUGUACGAGAUGGCUGCUCAUAGACCUGCAUUUAAAGCUUUUGAUAUGGCUGGACUGAUCAGCAAAAUAAACCGUUCUUGUAUUGGUCCGGUGCCUCCUUGCUAUUCCUCUUCACUGAAAGCACUCAUUAAAAGUAUGUUAAGAAAAAACCCCGAGCAUCGGCCUAAUGCGUCGGAAGUAUUAAGUAAUCCAUAUUUGAAGCCAUACGUCAAUCAAAUCCGAUCAUUCCUGGAACUCAAUAAUGUGACUCGAUCACCAGAAAAACCCGUACUACUCUCCACCUACAGUGAUAUUCUGAAUAAUAUGUCUGUUAGUCAAAGCAGUAGCAUUUCCAGCGGUGAUUGGGAAAUUCUGCACUCAACAGACAGAAACAUUUUAGACCAAGAAUCUUGCCGUCGUAACAAGGCUCUUGAAGCUUGUCAUCUAGCUAAGGAUACCGUAGAAUGCAGUAGUGACAAUGUGGCUGGAACACAAAAACGAAGUCCAACCUCGUUGAGUUCCAACCUGCAGGAGACUAACGAAGCAAAACAACCUAGAAAAAUAAAGAAUAUUGUCAUGGCUCUAAAAGAAGAGGGAAAAGUAAGAGAAACCAGCUCACCCCCGAGAGCUAGCUGGGUGAAAGCAGGAGCUUUGUGCAAUCCUAAACCAUGCAUAGAACCAUCUAAUAAGGCACCAAAACAUUGCCGCAGCAAUUCUUUGAACUCUCAAGCAAGUUCAGAAAAAGAUGCCAGUGAAUCAACCAGGAGUGCUGAUGAUUAUACAACACGUCUGCUGUCCUCAAAGCAUCAGGAACAUGUGGAAUCAACUUCGAAGUUUAAACCGAGAAGUGAUUUAGUUUCACAACCUGCUAAUGGCUUAAAAAAAAUUAAUGAAGAUGACAUUACUGUUAAGAUGAACCAUAGACAUCCGUCCAGCAUGGCAAGAAAGGCCACCAGUCCCAUUAAGAAAUCUUUUGGCCUUGAUAACCGAAUACCAGUGAAUAUUGGGAGUAGAGGACUUCCCCCGAGGGUUAACCGGGAAGGUAAUAAGAGUCCGCAAGUGGUGUCUCGUAACUCCAAGCAAAUAAAUGGUCAGAUGAUGAAAUACGAAAAGCGCCCUUGUGAACCUUCAACGGUUGAGAUAAAUUCUGGCAAUUUGAAAGCACGACCUACCGAGAGAGAACUUUAUCCAGAAAUUUUCUUAAAAGAGACCCAAUGUCUCUCCCUCCAUGAUGAUAUGCUUAACCAGCAUUAUAUCGCACAUGAGUCCGAAAUUUCAGAAUCCAACCCUGCUGGUUGCUCAAGAAUUCCUGAUGCACAUCAGGCGCUUGAUUAUUCUACUGCAGAGAGUCAUGAACUCGAUUGUCGAUUAUCUACACAAUUUUCUGAGGGUAACUAUUCUUUUGUGGAAAGUCAUGAACUCGGCUGCAGGACUCUUCCACUACUAAAUCCUGAGGUUGAUUUGAUGGGCAUGCAGAAGAGUACUACUGCUAGUAAUGAUAAAGUGAGUUCAAGCUCAGUCAUGGAACUUUCUGUUGCAGGCUCAGAACAUGAAUUUGCUUGUAAGGAUGACGUCUUUAUAAACAUGACUCCGCAGAAGCCUCUAUUUGUGCAAACCAAAGAUGACAAAUACACCGUUAAAGAACUCAUUUCUUCCAUACCAACUAUUGCACCUUUUGUUGCAACUUCAGCUCCUAAGAGUUGUCUAUUCGAUAAAGGACCAAUUCAAAACCAGGCGUUGGAAAAUCAAGGUACUCAUAUAACUCCGGCUUUUGAUGAUGUUAUACAUGUAAUAAGGCACAGUAGCUUUCGAGUAGGCAGCGAACAAGUUCUAAUUGAAAGCAAAGACAUGCGAGUUCAAAAUGAAGACAUGAGGACAAUACUUACUGUUGUUAAAGAAGAUUUAGAGAGGAGAAAUCCACCGCCUUCGAGCAAGAAAUCAAAGGGCAUUUCAGAGUCUUCAGCUGCUGAAGAAAUUAGAGAGGAACAGCGUAGCAUGCAGGAGAAAUCUUAUUAUUCUUCAGAAUUACUUAACUCAAGCCAUGUUGAGCUCACUAAUGCCUCAAUGGAUGAUGAAGCUCCAUCUAAAGAGUCGCUGGAUGUGAAAUCUUUCAGGCAGAGAGCUGAUGCGCUGGAAGGUUUACUUGAGCUUUCAGCUGAAUUACUUCAGCACAAUAGGCUGGAAGAGCUAGCUGUUGUGUUGAAGCCGUUUGGGAAGAAUAAGGUCUCUCCGAGAGAGACGGCCAUAUGGCUAGCAAAAAGCCUCAAGGGAAUGAUGAUGACGGAGGACUCUAGCCGCUUAUCGUGAGAGAUCUUCUCUUACAGGUUUUUUUUUUUUGGAUGGAACCGUAAGUCUAUAGCUUAACACGUAAUUCUUCUUGGUAAUUUUCUUUUAAUUCUUUGGACAUGUUGCUGUAAAUAAUCAAAUUCGUUGGACUAAGACAUUUUGCCCCAAAUUCAGAACCUACGACUAGCUAUUUUGAAAAGGUAAUAAACUAUUUAUGCAGUAUAUUUGAAAGAGAAAAAUCAGACCAGAAUAUCUUGAAUAAAA